GCGGCGGCCAAUGGGCGAGCGCGGGGCAGGUGCCGGCUAACUCGCGCCUCGCAGCGCAGCGGCCGAGGCUGAGCUGGGCAGUGCUGGGAGGACCGGGGGCGGGGGUCUGUCCUGGCUGGACUCGGGAGGGAGGGGGCCGGGCUCAGCCCCCAGGCCAUAGAGGCAGCUCGCAGCAUCGCACGGAACCCGCGCCAGUGCCCGCGCCCGGAGCUGCCCGCUCGGCCCCAGAGGCCGGCGCGCCUAGCUGCGCGCCGUGGCCCGACUCCGCGUUCGCUCGCUCUCACGCCCCUCGCCUCUCCGCGCCUGGCUCGCCGGCAGGGUCUGAGCGCGGGCGGGCGGGCGGGGGAGGUGAGGGGUGCUGGUGUGUGUGCAUGUGCCUGGCUGGGUGCACACCCCGCACGGCGGCGGCGCCAGGACGCGGAGCGCUCCCCGGAGCCCGGCUGCCUCGCUCGGCUCUGGCGACCGCGACCAUGUUCCAGCCCACAGCCAAGCGCGGCUUUACCAUCGAGUCCUUGGUAGCCAAGGACGGCGGCACCGGCGGGGGCUCUGGCGGCGGGGGCGCCGGCUCCCAUCCCCUGGCGGCGGCCGCCUCGGAGGAGCCACUCCGGCCCACGGCGCUCAAUUACCCUCACCCCGGCGCGGCCGAGGCGGCCUUCGUGAGCGGCUUCCCCGCUGCCGCCGCCGCCGCCGCCGCCGCCGCGGGCGCCGGUCGCUCGCUAUACGGUGGGCCCGAGCUUGUGUUCCCCGAGGCCAUGAACCACCCCGCGCUGACCGUGCACCCGGCGCACCAGCUGGGCGCCUCCCCGCUGCAGCCCCCGCACUCCUUCUUCGGCGCCCAGCACCGGGACCCUCUGCACUUCUACCCCUGGGUCCUGCGGAACCGCUUCUUCGGCCACCGCUUCCAGGCGAGCGACGUGCCCCAGGACGGGCUGCUGCUGCACGGGCCCUUCGCGCGCAAGCCCAAGCGGAUCCGCACGGCCUUCUCGCCCUCGCAGCUCCUGCGGCUGGAGCGCGCCUUCGAGAAGAACCACUACGUGGUGGGCGCCGAGCGGAAGCAACUGGCCGGCAGCCUCAGCCUCUCGGAGACGCAGGUGAAGGUGUGGUUCCAGAACCGGAGGACAAAGUACAAGCGGCAGAAGCUGGAAGAAGAGGGGCCUGAGUCCGAGCAGAAGAAGAAGGGCUCCCACCACAUCAACCGGUGGCGCAUUGCCACGAAGCAGGCCAACGGGGAGGACAUCGAUGUCACCUCCAAUGACUAGGGUGGGCAGCCACGGAUCCACGAGGGCAGAGCAUCUGCUCGCUGCUGGCCAGGACCCCGGGUGGGCCCUGCUAGACUCUGGCCGCUCCCCCGCCAGGCUUCGGGGAGGCCUCGAGUCACGGCCCCACAGGGCUCGGAGCCUGGGGCCACCACUGACAGAGGGACAAGAAAUGGGCUGGCUGAGGCCUGGGACUCCUCCACCUUUUCCUCAGAGAGCCCGCCUGCGUGGGCAGGCCGCCGGCCACAGCCACUCUCCACUUCUCUUAUCUCCUGCGUUUCUGUUUUAAUUUAUUUUCCAGGCACCCGCUGUAGUUCUUAGUGAUCCCCCUGUAUCUCCCUUCCCUAUGGGAAUAAUAAAAGUCUCUCUCUUAAUGA
This is a messenger RNA of Leptonychotes weddellii (Weddell seal), 1633 nucleotides long. It is a transcript of the gene EMX1, whose product is annotated as empty spiracles homeobox 1. Gene Ontology annotation, cellular component: nucleus. The record is from RefSeq and is a predicted model, not a curated record. Gene Ontology annotation, molecular function: RNA polymerase II cis-regulatory region sequence-specific DNA binding; DNA-binding transcription factor activity, RNA polymerase II-specific. Gene Ontology annotation, biological process: central nervous system development; brain development; regulation of transcription by RNA polymerase II. NCBI's taxonomy places the organism in Eukaryota, Metazoa, Chordata, Mammalia, Carnivora, Phocidae.